AUGCUAUCAGGAAUUUUCCAUGGUCAACAUUUACUUAGGUUUAUAAUGAUAGAGCUUCUCAGUGUCUUACUUUGUGUCAUUUCAGAAUUCGUUGGAACAAAUGAAACCACAUUGAUUACGGAAACACCUGACACCGAAUUCGUUGGAACAAAUGAAACCACAUUGAUUACGGAAACACCUGACACCGCAACAAACACAUUGGAAGAGACUAUUCAGAAUAAUGCCGAUAACUCACUUUUCUCGAAUCAUUGUACUGAUUUUUACGAAACUGCAUGUGGAGAGUGGGAAAAACAGAACCCUUUGUCGGGUGAUAGUGCUAGUUCAAGCGUUAUGCAACAGAUGGGAAUGAACGUUGAUUACUACUUCUGGAAGAUAAUUGCUAACGAUUCAUACUAUAAAGAAGAUUGGCGCUUACAAUCAGCUCGAGCAUUUUACAAAUCUUGCGUAAAUAGUCGAAAUUCAAACACAACGCGUGAAAGUCGUCAUCACUUGAUAGAUAUGUAUUUUGGCGGAUGGCAACUAAUACCAUCACUUUCGACGGAGAUAAAUAAUACGAAUGGGCGAAAUCAAAGUCAAAUGAAUAACAAUCUUACCGAUCUAUUUCUACCAAUAUUAACACAAACUGGACGUUCACCUUUAUUUUCAAUGAACAUCGCAGAGGAUAUUUUUGCCGUCAUAAUUUCACCUGGUCAGUUCGCUUUUCGGACAGAUUUACAGAAGACUGAUAUGGAUAAAUCCGAAGAGGAUUACUACAAGCUUGCAUUUGAAACUGGUGUAACUCAGUCUCAAAAACCACAACUAACGGAUGCUUUCCGAAAAAUGAUUCGAUUAGGCAGAAAGUCGAACGCAAAGAAACAACUCUUGAAAGAAUUUGUGACGAAAAACGAACUACAAUCCAUUUGUCCACAGAUCGAUUGGAGUUAUAUACUUGAAAAAGUAUUACAAGAAACGGGAUAUGUAAAAUUGCACAAACGAUCGAUCAUUAUACAACGGCGAAAUGAACUCCGUCAACGUUGCGCAGAAUACCGUGCUUUAUUGACGGAAAAAGGUGGUGGGAGUACUCUACGCACAAUAGCUAUUAUGGAUUUUUUACGAGAACAACAAAAGAAUACACUAAACGUUCAUACAUUUGGAACGAAUCAUAACUUCAAUUCAUCUUCACAGACACAUUUUGAUGGGCAAUGUAUAAAACGGUUGAAGGAUACAUUUCCAUGGACGCUUGAAAGACAUUAUAUCCGUUCGCAUGUAAACGAAACACACAAAGCAGAGGUGAUCAAUAUGUUUAACGAAAUUAAACUCACUAUAACUAACUCAAUACCAAAAAUUAAGUCGUUUAAUGAAGAAGAAAAAAAAUUCAUGAAACUCAAGGUAUCAAAAAUGGGUAUAUUUGCAUUGUACUCCAGUCAUAAUUCUUCUCAACAAAAAGAAAAUCUCUCAACGGUAUUCCAAUACCCUAUUCGAGAGGACAAUUAUUACACAAAUGAAUUCUAUAUCCGUAAAGCGAAACAUAUUGACACUUUGAAAACUCAGUUAUACAAUUAUAACCCAUCUCUCUCAGGAUCACUGUCACGUCUUGUAUCAGCUUAUUAUGCAAUGGAUGAAAAUCGCAUAUAUGUACACCCAGGACUUCUACAACCUCCACUUUAUUAUGAAAAUGGUAGUUUAGCUUCGAAAUUUGGAGCACUGGGUUGGAUUAUAAGUCAUGAGAUUAUGCACGGAAUAGGUAUCCAAGGUGUACUGUAUGAUGAGAAUUGGAAUAAACGGACUACGUUCGAUGCUUUACUGUCAUCCGGUUUGAAACAUUUGAAUGCUUUAUGUCUGAGUCAUCAGUAUGCUUCCUAUAAUUACACUGGUUUAAAAGCUUUUCGGACUGAUACUCAAGAAGAAAUGUUGGCUGACAAUGAUGGAUUAAAAGCGUCGUACCACACAUACAAGCGUUUGUUGAAGACGUCCUCGAACAAUGUUAGUCAAGGUAACCAUGAUUCACUUGAAUCUGAUCGACUGUUCUUCCUCUCGUCUGCACAAGCUAUGUGUGGACAUCAUGGUGAGCUAAUACUUGCAAAAAAUGCAGUAGUUAUGCCUCAGGUUUCGGAAAAGUUUAGGGUAAUCGGAGCGUUGGUCAAUAGUAGAAGAUUCGCUCGUGCAUAUGGUUGUCCAGUUGGUUCACCAAUGAAUCCUGUUAUAAAAUGCGAUGCAUGGUAA
Messenger RNA from Schistosoma margrebowiei, 2202 nucleotides. Lineage: Eukaryota; Metazoa; Platyhelminthes; Trematoda; Strigeidida; Schistosomatidae. The record is from the annotation of a GenBank genome assembly.